GUCAUAUCCAAACAAAAUAAGUUAACUAGAUUUAUAACUAAUUUACAAAUUAGUCUAGAACAAUUGGUCUAGAAACUGCCACUUCCUUGAGUUAGGAGUCACCUCCUCUUUUCGGAAGUACGCACUCCCCUAAGCUGUACGAAAGAUACAGGGCUUUCAUUUGACAAUAACAGUAAACAUCGCUCACUCUCCAAAAUGGCUGGGAACGUAAAGGCGUUUUAUGAACUUUCAGCUAAAUUGCUGUCUGGGGGUUUGCUUAAGUUUUCUUCGUUAAAAGGUAAAGUUGUUCUAAUUGAAAAUGUUGCGUCACUUUGAGGAACAACGACCAGGGACUACAUUCAGAUGAACGAGCUUCAUUCACGGUAUUCUGAAAAGGGGCUUGUAAUUCUGGGCGUGCCCUGCAACCAGUUUGGUCAUCAGGAGAAUUGUCAGAAUGAUGAGAUCCUGAAGUCCCUGAAAUAUGUCCGUCCAGGAAAUGGCUUUGAGCCCAAAUUCACACUUCUUCAGAAGGUGGACGUGAAUGGGAAGGAUGCUCAUCCCCUGUUUGUGUAUCUCAAGGAGAAGCUGCCCUUUCCCAGCGAUGACUCCAUGGCCCUCAUGAGUGACCCUAAGUUCAUAAUAUGGAGUCCGGUCUGCAGAAACGACAUCUCCUGGAACUUUGAGAAGUUCCUGGUCGGUCCUGAUGGGGAACCUUACAAGCGUUACGGCAGAAGAUUUCUGACCAGUGACAUUGAGGCAGAUAUUAAGCAGCUAUUCAAGGUGCAAGGGAAAUAAACCGCCCUGGCAAAGCUCUCGGGGUACAGUGCUGGUGAUAGAUACAGGGAUGAAGAGAGAUUAAAGGGAUAACAUAAAACGUCUUCACAUAGCUGCUUAUCUGCAGUCACACAUUGUUUUUAUCACAUACAUUCCAGUAACAACUCUUUGCUAUCAGCCUACGCCUCCUUAGCAAUAUGCAUGCUACCUUUGUUUCAAAUGGCUUUGCUCUCCUUUGCUGGAUACUGCUGACAUUUAGACUCUUUACUACAUGAAGAUAUUUCUUAAAACCAUUUUUUUGUAAUGGGAAUUUCUGAUUAACAUGUAAAGAACCUGAAUCUAACAGUAGUGUGUUGCAUGUGAAUAGCAAAGACCAGCAGAAAAAUAAAUAUCAUACUAAGAAAUAAUUUGUUUUUAUUUACCAUUACAGAUCAAUGUUAUAGUACAAUCAGAGUUAUAAUAUCAGUUACACAUUUUAAAGCUGUUAAAUUUAAACCAAAGAAAUAUGCCAGCCUAGAUAACAGAGAACCAAACCAUGUCCUAUGACAAAAUAAUAUAUAUCUUUUUAAUUUUUCUAUUAUUCCUUUCAGUCAGUCACCAAAGAUCAGUGGUUCAUUUAUGUACUGGGCCUAGAUUUGCUUUCCAAUGUCUAACAGGUUUGCCAUGAAAUUUGCUCUUUCUCAAAGAGUUGUAAUGACCAGAAUCAUACAGUAUGUCACUAAGUUGUCAGCUGUAUGUGCAAAUGAAUAUAAGUGACUGAAUAAGGUUCAACUCACUGAGGAAAGAAGUCAUUGUAAUGAACAGAAAGAGCAUACUCCUGCUCCAUUUCUAACACAAUAUCUCCGAACUGGACACAACUCCUUUUCUGUUCCUGUCAACUAGCAAACUGUUAGAACUGUCUCCCUCUGGUGAUAGAGGCUCCACAUCUAUGUCCUGAUCCCCACAUACAUGGUUCAGUUCAUUCUCAAACUCUAGUUUAGCCACCAGAUCCUCCAGAGUUUGAAUAUCAGAGCUCCCUUGGUACAAGACACAACUUAAGAGGUUUACUGGUUUGUGCUUGCCACAUUUAAGUGAUCAAUUUGUGUCUCUAAACUAAUAUAAGUGAUACUCAUUUAGUGAGAACAUUUGAAAUUACAGUGCUUAAUUCAACCACUAUGUGUAAACAGUCUAAAAUUGUUGUAAUACUAACUUAAAGCUUCAAGUACAUCCUUCGGGAAUGGAGCUUUAGGUUUGCUUGAGAUUGUCAAGUCUUCAUUUUUAUGCCUCAACUCCUCAUGCCUUUUGAUUAGCAAUAUAUUAAAUAAAUUCAA
Molecule: messenger RNA, 2063 nt
Organism: Esox lucius (northern pike)
Lineage: Eukaryota; Metazoa; Chordata; Actinopteri; Esociformes; Esocidae
Gene: gpx1a
Product: glutathione peroxidase 1a
Exons: 2
Biological process (GO): glutathione metabolic process; response to hydrogen peroxide; response to selenium ion
Cellular component (GO): mitochondrion; cytosol
Molecular function (GO): glutathione peroxidase activity
Source: RefSeq, a predicted model, not a curated record